Anopheles arabiensis is the source of this 2133-nucleotide messenger RNA. Its product is annotated as zinc finger protein 425-like. Lineage: Eukaryota; Metazoa; Arthropoda; Insecta; Diptera; Culicidae. Gene Ontology annotation, molecular function: RNA polymerase II cis-regulatory region sequence-specific DNA binding; DNA-binding transcription activator activity, RNA polymerase II-specific. Gene Ontology annotation, biological process: chromatin remodeling; regulation of transcription by RNA polymerase II. The transcript has 3 exons. Gene Ontology annotation, cellular component: Ino80 complex; nucleus. The coding region runs from base 1622 to 2116 and encodes 164 amino acids. The record is from RefSeq and is a predicted model, not a curated record.
AAAUCAUCGCUUUGUUGUUAUUGUUUACAUCUGGUACGGUUUGGAAAAUGCCUACUAAAAUUUACCCUAAAACUCGUUUAAAGCCUAAAAAGCAUUACGCGUAAUGAUACACAAUAUACAUUAGCUUGCACUCACUGCCGAAAGGACUAUCAACAAUGGAUUUACCUUCCAUCAAACAAGAACCUUCCGAAACGGAUGGAACACCUAACUUUCACGAUGAUGCCGGUUCGGAUUUGGUCAGCGUCAUUAAAUGUGAGGAUUAUCAAUUGAUGGAAGCUGCGACUGACGACAAUCCGGUAUCUAUAAAAGAGGAUCCGUGUAGCUUUUCUGACGUAAAAGAAAGCCCCCAAGAUGUACCCUCGCCGGAAACGCUCCACUGUCCGGAUUGUAACAAACCGUGUCCCAGCGCCAAUGCAUUGCGGUUGCACCGGCGUAGACUGCACAAACCAGCCGAACCGGUCGUGCGGCCCCAGUACCGCUGCACCGAAUGCGACAGAACGUUUCAAUUUCAGCGGAAGCUAAAACACCACCAGGAAACGCACAACCAGGUGCCGUGCCCGGUGUGCGACAAAAUUGUAGUGCAGCGCAGCCUUAAAGAACACCUUGCCGCGCACGAAGGAGCCAUCCGGUGCGCGGUGUGCAGCAAAACGCUUUCCUCCUAUCGGGCCUUAAAUCUGCACCGCAAGCUGCUACACGCUAGUAGCUCGGAUCAUACGCGCGUGGCAGCGGAAAAGACACGAUGCGGCGAGUGUGAUCGGGUGUUCUCGAACGCCGCCCAGCUAAACUCGCACAUGCGCAGCCACCAGCAGCAGGAGUGUCCGGUGUGCAAAAGCAUGCGCUCAAAAUCGUCGAUCAAGGAGCACAUUGCGUCGCAUGGCGGUGCGUUUCGGUGCGCCGUGUGCGAUGGGACGUUUUGCUCCAAGCGCCGGUUGAAGUACCACAUGGCGUCGAAGCACGCGGCGGAUGGAGGGGCAAUGGCGACGGAGAACGAGGCGAAGGAAGAAGGAAAACACAGAUGCUUACAGUGCAAGCGGGUUUUUGACAGUGAAAAACAGUUGCUAGAGCAUGGUUCAGUGCAUCAAAGGAAGCAGUGCCCGAUUUGUAGGAAAAACGUUAGACAAAGGAACUAUCCGGCGCACAUGGCGGUGCACGCGUACCGUAGUUGAGGUAGAGGGGAGAGAAAAGAGACUGUUUUAAUUGUGUAAUACUUACGUGCAUAACUUAAGUUCUUCCUUCCACAUAUGCUGGCACAUUCUUCGGACACGUGGAUCGCUUUAUGCACAAGUCUUCUCCAAUAUUAAGAUUAAUUGAGUUGCUUAAUUGAAUAUAAAUUAAUUUAAAUUUAAUUGUCUUAUAAAUUACAAUCGAUAAAAUAUAACUCAAUUUAAAUAAAACGUUCAAAAGCAGCCUUCACCGUUCUAGUCUUUUUCUAUCUGUCAUGGCUGUGAUGGCACCACCAGCCUACUACGAUGUGAUGAAGUCAUCCCUAUCACUAUGGUAACGAGUACCUGCGAAAAGGCAUCUGUCAAAAUCAUUGGUUCAGACUUGCGUUAUAAAUCUCGCUUGAAUUGAAGGAAACAGCUCCACUUCAGCAGCCAGCAGCUCCCAUAAGCGAAGAACAAUGGAGGAUAACGAGUAUAGUGCCUACUCGCUACAGAGACUUUUCCAUCAAAGCUCAGAAGACUACUUUCGAGAGUAUUUCGGGUUGAACGAUAUCGCCCCAGAGGAGCAAAUUACUUCUACAACCAACGAAGACAACCAGCUAAACGAAUGGCCGCCCGCUCCGGUAGUAAACUAUUGCACGAAGUACAAGGAAUUGCAAAAGCAGCUGAAAGAAAUUAACAAGGAGAAUGUAACCUUCCAGCACCAGCUGCGGGAAAGCGAGCGCAAACUGUUGACAGUGACGCGUGAUCGGUCCUUCCUGCUGGACCGGCUGCUCGUCUACGAGCCGACCUUACCAUCGUCCUGCUUCCCUUCCAGCAGCUCCGAAUCGGACGCAUCAACGGACCAAUCGCCGGCGAAGGGGCGUACAUUAAACCAGCGCCCGAAACGAAAGCAAUGUAACCACUCACCGGCGAUGCGCGAACCGUUGGUGAAGCAAAGGAAAGGAAAUUAAAAUUUGAAUUACAAAAA